This is a messenger RNA of Racocetra persica, 159 nucleotides long. The record is from the annotation of a GenBank genome assembly. NCBI's taxonomy places the organism in Eukaryota, Fungi, Glomeromycota, Glomeromycetes, Diversisporales, Gigasporaceae.
AAUUUGAAUUCAUUAAUGACCAACUCAAGACACAUACUCUAGAUAUUAACAGACAACCAGUUAACCUUUUUAAUUUUGAUAAAAAUGGCAAGCUUAUUCCUAUACCACAAUUACUCUAUUCUAGAGAGAUAGUUGCUACUAAGAUUAUUAGACAACUUG